UCUCUUACAAAAAUUUUGAUAUAUCAAAGCUUAGAUUUUAGAAUUUUGAUUUUGUAUCUAUUUUUUCUAUCGCUUUAUCCAUUUCAAAAAUAUAUGAUCCCUAAGCUAAAAGGGCACAUGCUAAAAACUAAUUAAAACUGAAAACUGCAUACUAAAACCUAUCAUAAAUUAUCAGAAUAACUUUAUAGUUUGCAUGACAAGUGAAAUAUCACAUUCCUCCCUCUUUCCUCCAGAUGAUUCACUAGUUCAAUACUUAAUUUUGAAAAUGAUACGUUUCAUUGGUACAACUUCCAUUGAUUCUAUUUCAGUUUUUUUUUUAAAGAUUAGACACACGUUACAUGGAAAAUCAUACAGACUAACGCAACAAAAUAAUUGAGUUCCAGACAUUAUUUGCAUUAAACAAAGAGUGGAGUCAUGUUCCGGACUUCGUUGAUAGUCACGACUUGACAACCACGCCAUUAGAAUAUUACGUGUUACUUAUAAAUAAACAAAUACGAAGUUUCUUCAACUUCAAAUCACCAAUAAGAGUUGUAAUGACGCUAGCCAUAUAACUCAUUUUGUAUAAUCUCCUCAUCACAAGCAAUCAAACAAAGGUCAACAUGUAUCACAAAUUUCAGAUCUCUGGCAAAGUCUUCAUGGCUUUGGGUUUGAAGAUGAAGAUUCUGAUAACAGUCCUCUUUAGUUGUGUACUAAUUUGGUCUACAAUGUUACUAUCAUCCUCAAACAACAACUUCAAGAACCAUUUUCUUGAUGAUACAACUAGCGAUUCAAAGGAAACACCGAGAGAUACAUUGUUAGGUGGCCUUUUAACCGCUGAUUUUGAUGAAGGUUCUUGCUUGAGUAGGUAUCAUAAAUCUUUCUUGUACCGCCAGCCUUCACCAUACAAGCCUUCUGAAUAUCUAGUCUUUAAGCUUAGAAGCAAUGAGCGGCUGCACAAACGUUGCGGUCCAGACACAAAUGCUUACAGGAAAGCCACAGAAAAUCUUGUUCGCGAUGAGAAUUAUGCAAGCAAAUCUGUUGGUGAAUGCAGAUACAUUGUGUGGGUCGCGGGUUACGGGCUUGGAAACCGAAUGCUAACUCUUGCUUCUGUGUUCCUUUACGCUCUCUUGACAGAGAGAAUCAUUCUUGUUGACAACCGCAAAGACGUUAAUGAUAUCUUAUGCGAGCCGUUUCCAGGUACUUCAUGGUUGCUUCCUCUUGACUUUCCCUUGAUGAAUUAUACUUAUGCUUAUAGCUACAACAAGGAAUACCCUCGUUGCUAUGGAACAAUGGUGAAAAAUCAUACCAUCAACUCAACUUCGAUCCCGCAUCAUCUAUAUCUUCAUAACCUCCAUGAUUCAAGGGAUGAAGAUAAGAUGUUCUUUUGCGAAAAAGAUCAAAGUUUGAUCAACAAAGUCCCUUGGUUGAUUAUUCAAGCCAAUGUCUACUUCGUUCCAUCUCUAUGGUUUAAUCCAACGUUCCAACCCGAACUGAUGAAGCUGUUCCCGCAGAAGGAUACCGUGUUUCACCACUUGGCGCGUUAUCUUUUUCACCCGACGAAUCAAGUUUGGGGUAUGAUCACUAGGCACUACCAUGCUCACUUAGCAAGAGCAGACGAGACACUCGGGAUUCAAAUACGGGUUUUCAGAAAAGACGCUGGAUAUUUCCAACACGUCAUGGACCAGAUCGUAAGUUGUACACAAAGAGCAAAACUGUUGCCUGAAUUGGCCGCACAAGAGGAAACACAAGCCAACAUGACCUAUACCCCAAAGGUUAAAGCUGUUCUUGUCACAUCUCUGUAUCCAGAGUACUCUGACAACUUAAAGAACAUGUUUUGGGAGAGACCAAGUUCGACAGGAGAGAUUAUUGAAGUUAGUCAGCCAAGUGGAGAAAGGGUUCAGCAAACAGACAAGAAGCUUCACGACCAAAAGGCGCUUGCGGAGAUGUAUCUUCUGAGCUUAACCGAAAACAUUGUCACAAGUGCAUGGUCUACAUUCGGAUAUGUUUCUUAUAGUAUUGGAGGAUUAAAGCCAUGGUUGCUUCAUACGCCAAGGGGUAACAAAACUCCUGAUCCACCGUGUGUUCGGUCCACGUCGAUGGAGCCUUGUUACCUGACUCCCCCGUCUCAUGGAUGUGACGCUGACUGGGGAAAAAACUCGGGCAAGAUUUUUCCCUUUGUUAAGAGUUGUGAGGAUGUUGUAUAUAGUGGCCUCAAGCUACAUGAUGAAUUAUAAAUCUUGUUUAUCACAGCUCAUUUCAUUAGAUUGCUGAGUUAUUGAAACCAGAGGAGAAAUGUUAUAUCUAUCUAUAUUCAUUCAAAAAAAAAUGUUAUAUCUAUUUUUGUUUUCAUCUAUAAUAAUCAAUCAUUCCUAAUGUUUAGCUUUUAAAAAAAAAAAUUAAAAUGCAAAAAUAAUCAUGUUUUUAUGCUUAAUGGAAGAUCUUAAACUUUACAGUUUACAACUGAACUAGGAUAAGACUUGCGCACGUAAAUUUAUAUAAAAAUUAUUUAAAAAAUAUCGUCUCGAAAAAAUUAUAUUAUUGAUCGAAUUAAUAUAUUUGGCUCUUAAACAAUUUUUUAAAACCUUUUCUGUUAAUUACAUAAUUUGUUUACUAAUGAACU
Molecule: messenger RNA, 2599 nt
Organism: Brassica napus (rape)
Lineage: Eukaryota; Viridiplantae; Streptophyta; Magnoliopsida; Brassicales; Brassicaceae
Product: probable fucosyltransferase 5
Exons: 2
Coding region: 600-2213 (537 amino acids)
Biological process (GO): xyloglucan biosynthetic process; cell wall biogenesis
Cellular component (GO): Golgi apparatus; membrane
Molecular function (GO): galactoside 2-alpha-L-fucosyltransferase activity
Source: RefSeq, a predicted model, not a curated record